This is a messenger RNA of Bubalus bubalis (water buffalo), 762 nucleotides long. RefSeq names its product proteoglycan 3. Bases 1 to 663 code for a protein of 220 amino acids. Gene Ontology annotation, molecular function: signaling receptor activity. Gene Ontology annotation, biological process: immune response. Lineage: Eukaryota; Metazoa; Chordata; Mammalia; Artiodactyla; Bovidae. The transcript is spliced from 5 exons. The record is from RefSeq and is a predicted model, not a curated record.
AUGAAAGGCUGCCUGUUCCUGCCCCUUCUGCUGCUGGGGACAGUUUCUGCUCUCUAUCUGGAGAAGGAUGCCCCCCAUGUGGGCAGUCCAGAGACACAGGCAGACCUGAGCCAGGAUCCUGAAGGCCCAGGGGGGCAGGAAGGAGAGCUGGCCCUGAGUGGUGAGGUGGUGGAGUCGGGGGGAGAGGAGGCCGAGGGCGCCCACGACGAUGAGGGGGACUCACAGUCAGACCCAGAUGACUUAGAUGAGGACGUGCAGUGCCCCAAGGAAGAGGAGACAGUGCAACUUCCGGGCAGUCCUGAGUGCAAGACCUGCCGCUACACGCUGGUGCGGACCCCAAAGAAGUUUAAGAAAGCUCAGAGAGCCUGCAGGAAGUGCUACCGAGGCAACCUCGCCUCCAUCCACAGUUUGAAAUUCAACCGUCACGUUCAGAGCUUGGCCACGAAGAUCAAUGAAGCAGAGGUUUGGAUCGGAGGCUUCAUCAGAGGUUGGUGCCUGUGGAGAACAUAUCGCUGGACUGAUGGGAGUUCUUGGAAUUUUACAUACUGGGCCAGGUGGCAACCUACGUUUGGGAGAGGCCGCUGUGUGGCCCUGAGCACCAGAGGGGGUCACUGGCGACGAGCUUCAUGCAAAAGGCGGCUGCCCUUCAUUUGCUCCUUCUAAGCCGGAGGCCGGAGACCCUGCCCCUGCCCCCUGGCCCCCCUGCCUGCCCCAUCUCACCCCUGCCCCCUGCCCCCCUGCCUCUCUGCAUCAUAAAGCCAC